CAGCAACAGCAGCAGCAGAAGCAAGAGCUGCGGCAGCAGCAACAGCAGCAGCAGGAGCUGCACAUGUUGCAGGAUCAGCAGCAGGUGAGAGAGACCGUCGAGCGUAUUCAAACUACACAGUGGAGAAACAGCCAGCAGCGGCAUGCGCCUUCACAACUGAACGCACAGCAGCAGCAGCAGCCCGAGGAGGAGGAGACAGAGCUGCAGGAUCAUCACCCUCAGCAGCAGCAGCAGCAACAGAAUCAGCAGCAGCAGCGACAGCAGCAGACGCAGCAGCAGCGGCAGACGCAGCAGCAGCAGCAGAAGCAGCAGCAGCAGCAGCAGAAGCUGCAGCAGCACCAGAAGCAGCAGCAGCAGCAAUUACACAUCGUCUACUGGAGACCCACCCAGCACGAACAAUUGCAGCAGCAGCAGCAGCAGCAACAGCAGCAGCAACUGCAGCGG
This is a messenger RNA of Rangifer tarandus platyrhynchus (Svalbard reindeer), 444 nucleotides long. The record is from the annotation of a GenBank genome assembly. Lineage: Eukaryota; Metazoa; Chordata; Mammalia; Artiodactyla; Cervidae.